Messenger RNA from Rotaria sp. Silwood2, 1014 nucleotides. NCBI's taxonomy places the organism in Eukaryota, Metazoa, Rotifera, Eurotatoria, Philodinida, Philodinidae. The record is from the annotation of a GenBank genome assembly.
AUGAUACUUAUCUAUUUAUUGAUUAAUUCACUUGGAAAAUAUUUGGCUUAUCCUGAUGAGCAACAUAAUCAACCAACGAAAAUAAACUAUUCCAAUAAAUCGGCGAAUAAUGAUAUAUUAUUAAUUUAUAUUUACGCUGGCACACAUUCUCAUGCAUACGGAAAUUUAAAAUAUUUUAUCGAUAAAUGUGUUCGUCAAGGAGAUCAUGUUGAUUAUUACUUUAUAUUACAACAAGUUGAUAAUAAACCAAUAAAUGAGAGUAAUAUGCCAUUAUUAACAUCAAACAGUGCUUAUUAUAUUCAACAUGAAAAUAAAUGUUUUGAUUUUGGCACUGUUGGAUGGUUUUUUGAUCAUUAUACUGUGGGAAAUCCAUGGAAAAAUUAUUCUUUAAUUGAUAAUAAUAGAACAAUAAAUUUAACUACAUAUAAAUAUUUUAUAUUUAUGAAUUCAUCGGUUCGUGGUCCCUUUUUUCCACCUUAUUUUAUUGAAUUAGCAUUUAAAUCGAACAUAAAUUAUUAUUGGUAUUCAAUAUUUACAAAUCGUAUUAAUGAUUAUGUUAAAUUAGCUGGAUGUACAAUUAGUUGUGAAAGAGUUCCACAUGUUCAAGGUCAAUUAUUCGUUACUGAUUUUAUUGGUUUAUCAAUUUUAUUAAAACCAGGCAGUUGGGGUGGAUCAUAUCCAGAAGGAAUAUUUACUUGUUAUCCAACCAAAGAUCAUGUUUCACUUUAUAGCGAAAUACCAUCAUCAAGUCGCAUACUCGAAUCAGGUUAUAUGAUUGAUUCUCUUUUAACUAAAUAUCAACAUGUUAAUUUUUCUCAACCCCAUAACAAAUUUUGCAAUUCCAAUAGAAACCCAUUUAUAAACAAAGCUUUUCAAGGUACGUCAUUAGAACCAUAUGAGGUUGUUUUUGUUAAAUAUAAUGAUUUCCAAUGGACUAAAGAUACAAGAGAGCGAGCACAAUUAUAUGAAAAAUGGACGACUGAUAUUAAAUUAGUGAAUAGAUCAUCGUGGUAA